Messenger RNA from Laetiporus sulphureus 93-53, 2090 nucleotides. Its product is annotated as FAD/NAD(P)-binding domain-containing protein. The record is from RefSeq and is a predicted model, not a curated record. NCBI's taxonomy places the organism in Eukaryota, Fungi, Basidiomycota, Agaricomycetes, Polyporales, Laetiporaceae. The transcript is spliced from 3 exons. The coding region runs from base 420 to 1886 and encodes 488 amino acids. Gene Ontology annotation, molecular function: NADP binding; flavin adenine dinucleotide binding; N,N-dimethylaniline monooxygenase activity.
CUGCGACGAUCAAUUAUCUAGGGCUUACUUAUUACCAUGCAUAUGCACUCGCCAUGGCCUUGGUCGGUCUGGAUGCUUCGUUCAGAUACAGAUAAAUCGGACGAUGUAGUUCUUCGUUCGCAGCGACAACCAUCACGUCCGUGGCGAGCUCGUGACUCGUUCUGCUCGAUAUCUCCGCAUGUUGCUGACGGUCCUGAGCGCGAGGCAGGCUCACAUCAAGCUUUCAUUGUAGAAGACCAGGAGAGCCGCGACAAGCCGUGAUAUUUACGUAUCUUCCUGACCGGCCGUUCGUAAGGAAGUUAGGAACGUGUUCAUCAGCCGGCAUCAGCGCCCGGAAAACGGUAUCUUUUACGCUACUUCGCUCAAGUCAAGGGGACCCAGUUCGUCGUUGAGCUCAGUGAUACUUCAAACUGACCAGCAUGGAUCUCCUCCCGAAUGCCGCCAUUGAAUCACUGAAACAGGAUGCCUCGAGCGAUAAAAAGGAUAUCUGCAUCAUAGGUGCAGGUCCCGGAGGGUUGGCCGCACUGCAGAUCAUCAUGGAGAGUCCGCAGUACAAAGAGGGACUAUGGCAUCCGACGGCAUUCGAGGAGCGAGACAAAGUCGGCGGUAUAUGGGUUCCUGCCCCGCCGAAAGACGACCCGCCAAUCACGCCUCUGUACGACUCACUCACGACGAACCUCCCGCACCCCAUCAUGUGCUAUGACUCCCUGCCAUUCCCUCCCUCCACCGCGCUCUUCCCGCAUGCCGUCGCCGUAGAAAAGUACCUCGCAGACUUUGCCACGCACUUCAAUCUCUUUCCGCACAUCCGCCUCGAGACUACUGUGCUUGGCAUCGACUGGGAUGCGAGCACCGCGAAGUGGCGGGUCAGCGUGAGCAGCGGCGAAGAGCACGCGUACGACCUGCUCAUCGUUGCAAACGGGCACUACCGCGUGCCGCGUUACCCCGCGACGCCCGGCAUCGCCACGUGGAUCGCGGCGGGCAAGGCGAUGCACUCCGCAUGGUAUCGCCACCCAGAGCACAAGGGCCGCACCGUGCUCGUCGUCGGCGGCGGGCCGAGUGGGCUGGACAUUUCCGCCGAGUUGCGUGGUGUGGCGCGUGUGGUGAUCCACUCCGUCACCGAUGGCGUGCCCGAAGACAGCGAUGACGGCACGUUCAAGCGGCGCGGGCUCAUCACCGAGUACCUCGAUGUUGGCGAAGGAAAGGUGGUGUUCGAGGACGGCUCGACGGAGACGGGCAUCGAUCACUGCAUUGUUGCGACGGGCUACCAGCACCACCAGCCGUAUUUUCCGCCGUCGCUACUUCGUGUCGCGGUCCCGCCACCUGUGCCUCCGAUUCCACCGACGCUGUACAACUCGACGUACCACCUUUUCCCGCUCGCACGGCAUCUCUUCCCACUAUCGAAGGACUUUCCUCCAUCACGUAUCUGCUUCUUGGGGCUGCUCAAAGGCGUCGCGCCUCUUCCGCUUAUGGAAGCCCAGGUCCGCGCAGCGCUCAAGAUUUUCGCAGAGCCAGAACAUUUCGACUCGACGCAAGAAUCCAUCGGCGUGAUCGCGCGGUACGAGGAGCUGCGCGCGCGUGUGGGUGCGGACGAGCUCCGCAUUGCGGCCACGUGGCACAUCUUCGCGCCGCAAGAGCAGUUCGACUAUCGCGACGAGCUACAUGCAUGGAUCGGCGAAGAGGAUCGCGUCCCGGCAUGGGUGCGCGAGAUGUAUGACAAGCGGGACGUGCUGAGAGCGGAGUGGCGGGACCUGGAGCGGCUCGGUGAGGCGGACGAGUGGGUGCACGGUGUUGGCGAGGGCGGUAUGGAUGAGUGGGUAGAGAUGAUGCGCAAGUUGCUGCGCCGGGCGGAGGAUAGGAAACGAGAGGAGUGCAAAACCAGGCUGUGAGAUGGCUGUUUCGUUGCAAUAACAUCUACACUUGAUGUACUUUUCCGCGACCCUAGACUGCUAAUCACAACGCCAGAUUCAUCUGCAAAUGCAUUAUUCACUAUAAUGUUCACUGCACUUGGACAAUAAGGAGGGCUCUAACCCAAACUGGGCAUAGUCUCCUAUCCGAAUCUUCUGUAGAAAAGUCGACAUAUUCUGCUCCUG